AUGGAAAAAGGAUGGAUGCAUGCUGAUAGGAGAUCGCUGAGGUUUCAAAUAGGGUUUGAGGAUUUUCUUAAGUUUGCUUCAGCGAACGCUGCUGACAAAUCAAAUAUCUGCUGUACUUGUUUAAAGUGUUGUAACACUAAUGGAUUUUCCAUUGGAGUUAUUAAGGACCAUGUAUUUUUUAAUGGCAUUGUGACUAGUUAUAAGAAUUGGAAAUGGCAUGGAGAACCUUCUGUCAAGGAUACCGAUAGAGCAGGUGAAUCUGAAAUAGUAGAUAUGAAUUGUAACCAAGAUAUGGGGGAAAGUGAAGAUGAGGAGAUAUCUAGUGACUCGAAUGAGUUUCUAAGGUUUGUGGAAGAUGGAGAUGAACCUUUGUACCCCGGUUGUACAAAGACAACAAAGCUGAACUGUCUUAUUCAAACGUUCAACUUGAAAGCAAAACACGGAAUGAGUGAUGCUUGUUAUUCCGACAUGCUAGUCAUGAUUGGCAUAUUGCUUCCCGAAGGGAAUGAGGUACCCGGUUCUCUAUAUGAGGCUAAAAAAACACUUGCAACAUUAGGGAUGGAGUAUGAAAGGAUUCAUGCUUGUCCAAAUGACUGCAUGUUGUAUAGAGGUCAGCAUUCUAAAGCUACAAGCUGUCUGAUCUGUGGUGAAUCACGAUGGAAACUGGGAAGGGAUAAAGUUGAGAAGGAAGGGGUGCGUGGGAAGGUAUUAUGGUACUUCCCACCAAUCCCAAGAUUCAAAAGGAUGUUCCAAUCAACGAAGACAGCAAAGGACUUGACUUGGCAUGUUGAGAAUAGGAAAAAAGAUGGCAUGAUGCGGCAUCCAUCAGAUUCACCGACCUGGAAAUUGAUCGACACAAAGUGGCCAGAAUUUGGUAGAGAAGCUAGGAACCUUCGUUUAGCCCUUUCCUCAGAUGGGUUUAAUCCCCAUAGUUCUUUAAGUAGUCGGUACUCUUGCUGGCCGGUUAUCCUCAUUACGUAUAACCUUCCUCCAUGGUUAUGCAUGAAGAGGAAGCACAUGAUGUUAACAUUGUUAAUAUCUGGACCGAAACAGCCUGGAAAUGAUAUUGACGUGUAUUUACAGCCAUUAAUAGAUGAUUUGAAACAACUGCGGCAGGGAGUUGAAGGUGUGUACGAUGCUGUAAGAGAAGAGUCAUUUACACUCAAGGCAGUCCUACUUUGGACUAUUAAUGAUUUUACUGCAUAUGGGAACCUCUCUGGCAGUAUUAUCAAAGGAUAUAAUGCUUGUCCUAUUUGUGUCGACGAAACCCGACCAUAUAGGUUGAAACAUAGUAAGAAAAUGGCAUUUAUGAGGCAUCGCCGUUUUUUGCCGAGACAUCAUCCAUAUCGCAAGCAAGCUGCUGCCUUCGACAAUACCAUAGAGGAAGAUGUUUCCCUUUCACCAUUAAGUGGAGACCAAGUGUUGUCAAGAGUUGAAUUACGACAUAUUCUUGAUGUGAUGCACAUUGAGAAGAAUUGCUGCGAUGCUAUAAUUGGUACCCUCUUGAACAUUCCUGGGAAGACAAAGGAUGGAGCUGCUUCUCGUUUGGACAUGGUUGAUAUGGGCAUCAGAACUGAUUUGAAGCCUACACCUGGUCCAAAAAAGGCCAAGUUACCUUUAGGUAGUUGGAAUUUGCGGGUAGAAGAGAAGAAAAUAAUGUGCAAUUCAUUUUUUGGUAUGACGGUUCCUGUGCGUUUCUCUUCAAAUGUGAGGAAUCUGGUCUCGAUGGAAGAUUUAAGACUGGUUGGUCUUAAAUCACAUGAUUGUCAUACGGUGAUUCAGUUUCUUCUCCCAAUUGCAAUAAGAUCAGUUUUAGAGAAGCCGGUUAGGUAUGCAAUUAUUCGGUUUUGUCUAUUCUUUAAGGCAAUUUGUAGUAAAGUCAUAGAUGUUUCAAGACUUAAACAAAUGCAAGCAGAUUUGGUUGAUACAGUUUGUUUGCUGGAAAAGUUCUUCCCACCUUCCUUUUUUGACGUAAUGAUUCAUUUAACAGUUCAUCUUGUUAGAGAAGUUGAGUGGUGUGGUCCGGGGUAUAUUGCUGAGAAUUAUAUUGUUGAAGAAGCUAUAGAGUUUUGUUCAGAUCGUAUCCUUGAAGAAGAUGCUACCACUGUGGGAAUUCCCUCUACAAGCCAACCUGAACACUACAAACAGUGCAAACCAUUAUCAGGCGCAACCAUGGUAGCAGUUUAUGGAAAGGAGUUGAUGCUAGCACACCUUUGUGUAUUACGAAAUACUGAAGAUGCUCAGCCAUACUUCAUGGAGCAUAUGCAAUUGUUGGAGUUAACAUUCCCUAGAUUCAAGAAGAACCAUAAGUGGAUGAGAGAAAAACAGAACAAGACAUUUGGGGACUGGUUAAAGGAGAGGGUUGCAAAUCAAAUGAGGUUUCUAGACAAUGAUGUUUCGGAAACAAUAAGGUGGAUGGCUGGUGGCCCAAAAAAUGAAGUGCCAAGUUUUGCUUCAUACCAUGUCAAUGGAGUUGACUUCAACACCAAAGACCGGGACAGUAUUCGAACAGUUUAG
Messenger RNA from Rosa chinensis, 2517 nucleotides. RefSeq lists its product as uncharacterized. The transcript has 5 exons. The record is from RefSeq and is a predicted model, not a curated record. Bases 1 to 2517 code for a protein of 838 amino acids. NCBI's taxonomy places the organism in Eukaryota, Viridiplantae, Streptophyta, Magnoliopsida, Rosales, Rosaceae.